GGCUGCCGUCCCCGCGGGGCCGCCGGUCACACGCUGACACCCGGGGGCGCUGGGGAUCGUGCCCGGAGGGGGGCCCCUCGGGGCUGUCGGUCACGCAGGCGCCGGGCAUCGUGCCGUGGCGCAGCCCCGCGCCCGGCUGUAGCCAGCUUUCUUGUCCCGCCAGAGGAGAUUGCGAAGCACAAGGGCCCCCCGGUUUUCACCCAGGCGGAGCGGUACAAGAUGGUGCAAGCCAUCAAGUGGGUGGAUGAGAUUGUGCCGGGGGCCCCCUACGUCACCACGCUGGAGACGCUGGACAAGUACAACUGCGACUUCUGCGUGCACGGCAAUGACAUUACUCUUACUGUAGAUGGCAAGGACACCUAUGAGGAGGUGAAGGCAGCUGGGAGAUACAGGGAAUGCAAACGCACCCAAGGCGUGUCCACCACCGAUCUUGUGGGCCGCAUGCUGCUCAUGACGAAGGCGCACCACAGCAACAUAGACGAAGACCUGGACUACCGGAAGCACACAGAUAACUUUGGGAAGGGCCCCAAGGGUCACAGCCCCUGGACUGGAGUGUCUCAGUUCUUGCAGACGUCCCAGAAGAUCAUCCAGUUUGCAUCUGGGAAGGAGCCGCAGCCGGGAGACACCAUCAUCUACGUGGCUGGAGCCUUUGACCUGUUCCACAUUGGCCACGUUGACUUCCUGGAGAAAGUGCACCAGCUGGCAGAGAGACCCUACAUCAUUGCUGGGCUGCACUUUGACCAGGAAGUGAAUCGUUACAAGGGGAAGAACUACCCCAUCAUGAACAUCCACGAGCGAACGCUCAGUGUCCUGGCCUGCAGGUAUGUGUCAGAGGUGGUGAUUGGUGCCCCGUAUGCAGUCACGGCUGACCUGCUGGAUCACUUCCGGGUGGAGCUCGUGUGUCAUGGGAUGACGGAGGUGGUGCCAGACAAGGAUGGCUCCGAUCCAUACAUGGAGCCCAAGAGACGCGGCAUUUUCCAGCUGGUCAACAGCGGCAGCAACCUCACCACAGACCUCAUUGUGCAGAGGAUCAUUAAGAACAGGUUGGAGUUUGAAGCCAGGAACCAGAAGAAGGAAGCCAAGGAGCUGGCAGUGCUGGAGGCCAUGAAGAAGCUGGAAGAGGAGAAGCAGCCGGGGAGCCCGCAGAGCUAGGCUGGCCAUAACUUUGUGGGUGGGCCACCGAGCAAGGCAGGGCUCUUCCCCAGAGAAAUGGAGUGAGCUGGCCCGGGCCCUGCACCUAGCUGGGGCUGCUGUUGGCCCCACAGCGCUGGUCCUGCCUCCUCUGGCUCUGCUCUGCUGCCUGAGGCACAGGGCUGAUGCUGGGAUGCUGCUUCUGACUUCUCUCAUUAACACUUCCUGGAGAGACGGGGGAAUCGGUUCUAAUCCUAAAGAAUGUUUUAACGUGCUGUGGUAGUUUGAUCUGCUGGCACAUCCGGCGUCUCGUUUUGGGCUCUCAGCACCCAGCCCUGCCCUUCCCUUCCCUUGUCCUGUCUGCAGUCUGGUUUGGAUUGGCCCCUGGUGUAGGCAACUUUACAUGCAGCAAAAGCCCCUUCCUCAUUGAUAGGGGAGCUCUUGGCCCAUCCCUGCCGUUUCUGAGGGCCUUUGUGAAUGAAGCCCUGGGCCUGAUCUGCCAGCUGCUUCCCUGGCUUAGAAAGCCCUGAUCCUGGGGGUGCUGCUCUGUGCUGGGCAGGGGCUUCUGCAGUGCCCAGAGCUGCGCUGCUCAGUUUGGGGGGAGCUCGCCUGGAGCCAGCCAGCCUGUGCUAGCAAACUGGCUUCCCUGACAGCAGCCCAGUCCCCACCUGCACCCAAAGGCGCUGCUCGGGUGGGGUGUGUGCAGCAGCUGUCAGGGCGGGUCAGCAGCAAGGGCUCUCGCAGCCAACCCAGGAGACCAUCCGCUGCACUAGGGUUGAGCUGUGGGUGGCGUGGCUGUGCCCUCACCAGCCGCAGGGACUCUACACUACAUGCUGGGUGUACUCUGCUUGCCACAGAAGCCUGUUGCUCGUGGGCCUCUAUGACGCUGGUGUCUGGCCUUGGUACUGGCAGUGAGCCACGGAGGGUUGAUGCACUUGUCCCCUCCUGCUCCCGAGGGAGCUCUGCAGAGCCGGGGGAAUCCAGGCCGGGGCCCUUUCUGCCUUGUUUCUGGGGGGGCGGGGGGCUGCCCCUAAGCUGCGGCUCGGUCCUUGCAGGUGGGUGUUUUCUAUCAGUCUCCUGUAAACUUUUGCUGCUGCAAAUUAAUAAAACGUCGUGGAGGAGUUGUUUGCUUGGUGGUGACCUGUCGGAGGCAGCCUCCCUGCUCCGAGGUCGCUGCAGAGCUAGG
This is a messenger RNA of Alligator sinensis (Chinese alligator), 2317 nucleotides long. RefSeq names its product phosphate cytidylyltransferase 2, ethanolamine (gene PCYT2). The record is from RefSeq and is a predicted model, not a curated record. Lineage: Eukaryota; Metazoa; Chordata; Crocodylia; Alligatoridae. Gene Ontology annotation, molecular function: ethanolamine-phosphate cytidylyltransferase activity. The transcript has 11 exons. Gene Ontology annotation, cellular component: cytoplasm. The coding region runs from base 220 to 1152 and encodes 310 amino acids. Gene Ontology annotation, biological process: phosphatidylethanolamine biosynthetic process.